AUGAAUAACUCCGGCUCUCCAACUUCGCACGAGAUCCCAGCAGAACCUUCUCCCGCCUAUCAGGAAUUUGAUGUCCGCCAUGGCUCGACGAUGUCCAAUGUUCCCGGUAUCGGUGUUAGAGACAAUGGCCGGGUUGGUGUCGAUAUCAGCUCCGGUCUGAAUCAACGGCUCUCGCGACUUCUGACAACCUACCCCACAGAUUUUAGCCAACCUGACCCCGUCCCAUCACCAAAAUACCUAGAAGAGGAACAAUUUCCAUUGCGGCUCAACAUCGUCGUUCAAGUCAUCGGCAGCAGGGGAGACGUUCAACCCUUUGUUGCUCUCGGGCAAGAACUGAAAUCACACGGCCAUCGCGUGCGACUCGCAACACAUGAUGUAUUCAAAAGCUUUGUCGAGGCUGCUGGGCUGGAGUUCUUCCCGGUCGGUGGGAAUCCGUCGGAGCUCAUGGCUUAUAUGGUGAGGAAUCCGGGUCUUAUUCCCAGUAUCGAAAGCCUACGAGCAGGAGAUAUUCAACAAAAGAGGAAAAUGAUAGGGGAAAUGCUGCAAAACUUCUGGAAGUCUUGUAUCGAACCUGACGAGGAGACUGGAAACCCUUUUGUCGCCGACGCAAUUAUAUCGAAUCCUCCAAGUUUCGCUCAUGUUCAUUGCGCACAAGCUCUGGGAGUCCCUCUGCAUAUGAUGUUUACGAUGCCGUGGACUAGAACAAAGGCUUUUGCGCACCCAUUAGCAAAUUUAGCGAAUCAUAACGAGGAUCCCAGGGUCGCUAACUAUCUUUCAUAUUAUGUCGUGGAAGCCUUGACUUGGCAAGGGCUAGGGGAUCUUGUGAAUGAUUGGCGAGACCAGACGCUGAGCUUGGAGCCAAUUCCCACCACGGAAGGGUGCCGUCUCCUCGAAACGCUCAAGGUCCCAUUUUCGUACUGUUGGUCUCCAGGCCUAAUACCGAGGCCGAGUGAUUGGGAUUCGAGUAUAGACGUCUGUGGGUUCUUCUUCAGGAAGCCACCAAGCUACACCCCACCAGAGGAUCUUGAAAAAUUCCUAAAUUCGGGUCCGAUGCCUAUAUAUAUAGGAUUUGGUAGCAUAGUCGUCGACGAUCCAGACCGAAUAUUAACGAUAGUCUUGAAAGCGGUGCAAACGCUAGGGAUCCGGGCUAUCAUCUCGAAGGGUUGGAGUGAACUGAAGGGAACUGGUGACCCGAAUAUUUUCUACAUAGGGGACUGUCCCCACGAAUGGCUUUUUCAGCAGGUUAGCGCUGUGGUACAUCAUGGCGGGGCUGGUACAACAGCUUGUGGGCUUCUUUAUGGCCGCCCGACGGUAAUUGUGCCGUUUUUUGGAGAUCAACCAUUCUGGGGCGAAAUGCUAGCAAGAACAGGCGCUGGGCCAAAGCCCGUUCCAUAUGCAUCACUUACUUCUAGAAAGCUUGCCGACGCCAUAGAGUAUUCUCUGACACCUGAAGCCGCCGAUGCGGCAUCCAAAAUUUCUGAGAGCAUGAAGAAAGAGUCGGGAGUCAAAAGAGCAGUGCAAUUUUUUCAUGCCAAUCUCCCACUGGCAAAACUGACCUGUACCAUUUUCCCAGACCAGCCAGCGGCAUGGUCUUAUAAGGGUAAACAAAACCCCAUCUUACUUUCCAAACGGGCAGAAAAUAUCUUGACCGGACGGCAAAAAAUCGAUCAGAAGAAACUGAAGCUGUAUAAGUCACAUCCUAUCUUUAUUGAGCCGGAAAGGUGGGAUCCGGCAACGGCCGUAUCUGCAGCAUUAUUAGCGACAUUCGCCCGGACCGCGAAUGCCACAGCUGGAGUAUUCACUAAGCCCUAUGAGAAAUACAAAGAAAUCAACGGAGCUUUAGACAACUUAGAAGAAGAUCGUUUUGGUGAUGCUGUGACGAAUAAGACUGCUGUGCACAGCAAACACAAUGCACUAAACAAUUAUCGUACGACAAAAGCUCUAGCAUCUGCAUCUGCAUGUAGUGCCGGAAAAGCCCUCAUGACAUGGUCUAGAGGAAUAUUCGUUGACGUCCCCGUGGCAGCGACCGAGGGCCUCCGUGCUCUGCCUCGUGCUUACGACGAUGUUAAGCCACAUGGACAUGUCAAAGGCUUCAAGACUGGAGUGUCUGUUGCUGGAGAGGUAUUCGGCCAGAGUGUCGCCGGAGCGGUAACCGACAUUGUCGUGUUUACUUAUAGAGGUAAGAAGGAAGAAGGUCCUAAGGGAGUCGCCAAAGGAUUAGCCAAAGGGCUGUUCAGUAUUCCAACGAAGACUAGCGCAGCGACUCUAGGGUUAGUCGCUUAUCCUUUACAAGGCCUAGCUCGCAGCAUACAUAGUGCCACGCGAACCACGACCAAGGAAGCAAUAGAACGUGCUAAGAGAGCUGAAGGAGCUUGGUUUCAAAAGAAUUACCCGUCUGGAAUAGAGGAUUUUGAUUAUGUGGUAGCUGACUUUGAAUCGCUCGCUGGGAGAGUAAUGAAGUCACUGUAA
This is a messenger RNA of Hypoxylon trugodes, 2469 nucleotides long. Its product is annotated as UDP-glucose,sterol transferase. Bases 1 to 2469 code for a protein of 822 amino acids. NCBI's taxonomy places the organism in Eukaryota, Fungi, Ascomycota, Sordariomycetes, Xylariales, Hypoxylaceae. The transcript is spliced from 6 exons. Gene Ontology annotation, biological process: carbohydrate metabolic process. The record is from RefSeq and is a predicted model, not a curated record. Gene Ontology annotation, molecular function: UDP-glycosyltransferase activity; hexosyltransferase activity.